AUGUCUGACAUAGAAGAGAAUAGAGUAGGGAGCAACUAUCACCCUAUCGUUCUGAGUGAUGAUGACUCCAGCCCUAUCGUUCUAAGUGAUGGUGACUCCAAUCUUAUUAUGAGUGAUGAUGAAAAGGUGAUGAAUUAUGAACAUGACAGUAGAAUUCGUAGUCUAGAGCACAUUUGUCGUGAAGUAAUGAAAACAAGUGCAUAUGGUAGUGAUGAUGAGGCAAUUCGUGAGUAUGACCGUGCUGUGGGUCAAACAAAAAUGGAUAUCUACAAAGCCUUUCUGAGGGUUGAAUCUGAUUCUGAGCCUGAGAUUGAGUUUAAGUUUGAGCCUGAACCUGAGCCCGAGCCCGAGCCUGAGCUAGAGGAAAAUAAUCAUCAACUUCAAGUUAAAACAUUAUGUGAUUCGGGAGCAACUUAUUCUUUUGUUUCGUCAUCUGUUGUUAAGAGUCUGAAUUUGGUAGAUUUUGAGCAAACCAAAACCCCUCCACCCUCCUUCAACCUCACGCACAACACCAGCAACUCCUCUCCUCUCCCUUGUCAGCCGCCGCACCACGCUCACUGCCGGACCACCACCUGCACCGACGACCACCGUCGACCCUCGUGUCAUCGCCGCCACGUUGCCGCCCAGCCUGCGUCGCUGCGCCGCCGCGUUCCUGGCCCACACCGACCAAUCCACCUCCGGUCGCAGCCACCUCGCCUAGCCGCGCCACCCUGUCCGCCGGCCAGCACUCCCCUCUCCCUCUUGAAUUGGCGGAGAAUUCUCUUUAGGCGACUUUUGAAAGUGUUAAAGUGGCCUAUCAGUUUGUUUACACAAGGUACGUACAUACCUGUGUGCUUGGAAUGUGUGCUAAUUGUUGAAACCAUGUUGAAUCUUGUUGUUGAACUUGGUUAUGUUGAUAUUAUUGUUGAACUUGGCGAUGUUGAUAUUAUGGACGAACUUGGUUAUAUUGAAUGUGCAUGUUUAAUACUGUUGGACAAACUUAUUGAACUUAUUUUGCACUAUAAGAACUGUAACAUGUUAGUAUGGAUGUUUGAUACAAACAUGUUGGUUGGGGACACUAGAUUAUUCUAUAUGAUUGGGUUGGAUCAAUUGGUUGUUGUUCCCUUUCUAUCUUUUCACUACUUUAUAAGGGCGGAGGACCUUGUUUAGUAAGUUGAAACUUUAUGCCCAUAUACAGGGUUGCUCAUGGUUAAAGGAAA
Spinacia oleracea (spinach) is the source of this 1199-nucleotide messenger RNA. RefSeq lists its product as uncharacterized. NCBI's taxonomy places the organism in Eukaryota, Viridiplantae, Streptophyta, Magnoliopsida, Caryophyllales, Amaranthaceae. The transcript has 6 exons. The record is from RefSeq and is a predicted model, not a curated record. Bases 1 to 1149 code for a protein of 382 amino acids.